Molecule: messenger RNA, 1511 nt
Organism: Anopheles coustani
Lineage: Eukaryota; Metazoa; Arthropoda; Insecta; Diptera; Culicidae
Exons: 4
Coding region: 220-1293 (357 amino acids)
Molecular function (GO): 8-oxo-dGDP phosphatase activity
Source: RefSeq, a predicted model, not a curated record
UGUAAGAAGUUGACCACAAGUGCGGCAAAAAAAAAGUAAGCAAAUCUUACGGCUAGUUCAUAGUGUGUUGCGGCUUUGGUACUGAAUCAUGGAACUUGCUACAAAUCAAGGAGCCAAAGUCACAAAGCCGUAGUUCAGCUUACACACCAAUUAUCAACAGCUCAAAUACACCGCGAAUCCAUCAGCGAGCAGCGGAGGGCAUCGUUCAAAACAUCAACAAUGACAACGGCAAGUGAUGAGCCAGAUCCAAAGAUGUCCCGACUGCUGAAGCUCGCUCAGAAGUUCAAUUGCUUCUAUCUGAAUGGUUUGCUGAAAGGCGAUUGCCGGCCAUUCGUCGUCGAUGGGCACCAGGUCGGGCUGGUCAGCCAGAAUGUGAUCGAACAGCUGCUCAAGUAUCCCGAAGUAUUCCACAUCCGCGCCCCGGAGCAUGGCAAGCAGAAUAUUGUUGAGUUGAAUCCCGCCUUCCGGGAUUAUAAUACGCGCUCACAGCAGGUGGAUCGGAUACUGCGCGAGUUCCGCGAGCAAGGCAUGUUUGUGGCACUGAAGGGAUGGCGCGACGAGUGUUACGACGUCAAGUCCUCUGUAUCCGGCUCGCUGCUCAAGAUGGACCGUUCCGCCACGUGCCUGUUCGGUGUUCGCAACUACGGCGUGGAGAUUAACGGCUACGUGCGCCACCCGACGAAGGGUCUCUGCAUCUGGCUGCAGCAGCGUUCCGACACCAAGCAAACGUGGCCAGGCAAGUGGGACAACAUGGUGAGCGGUGGGCUGGCAGUCGGGUACGGUGUGCACGAGACGGCCGUCAAGGAGGCGGCCGAGGAGGCGUCGAUACCGGGUCAUCUGAUCAAGAACCUCGUGUCGGCCGGGUGCGUGUCGUUCUUCUUCGAAAGCGAACGGGGCAUCUUCCCGAACACGGAGUUCGUGUACGAUCUCGAGCUGCCGGAAGACUUUGUGCCUGACAACUCGGACGGCGAGGUGCAGAACUUUCAGCUCCUGCCCGCCCACGAAUGCCUGGAGCGGGUCUUCGAGCCCGACUUCAAGACCACCAGCUGCCCGGUGGUGAUCGACUUUCUUAUCCGCCAUGGUAUUAUAACGCCAGAGAAUGAAAUCAACUUCACUCAGGUCAUUGAGCUGUUGCACGUUCCACUGCAAAGCCUUUACACGUACCGUACGCCAACCACUCCUGCUGCCACCGCUACUAAUGGUGGCAACGGUUCUGCAACCACGCCGAACGACCGACAGGAUCUCAGCGGCAACAUCAGUACCAAUAAUAGUAUCGAAAACGGUAAGCUCUAAUCAUCAAUAGGAAACGAAUUAUAUAACGAAGGCUAGAAGAAAAAAAAAUGCAGGAUAAGACGGUGCGCUCUGAGCGAUGGUUUUGUUUUUUUGUUUUACGUCAAUCGUUUCGGGGACAUUCUGGAAACCAAAUUAAAAUCAUGUGAAAGUCAUUGAAUGUAGAAAAAAAAACCCGGAAUAGUAUUGGCUGGAGGAAUGAUCUAUGUACCGCUUAUGCU